AUGAAAUUUUCUCGUCUUAUCUUUACCUUCUUGCUAGCUUCUACUGGGCUAGCUGACAGGAGUGAUCGUCAAGCUCUCACUUAUGCUGCGCUUCCCGAAGGCAUAUAUACGCCAUCGGUAAAUGCCAGUAUUACCACCCUGUUAGACUUUAUUAAGUCACGCAGCGACCUUUCUAUUCUUGCCAAUUUAAUAACAGAAUGCGGCGGCUUCUCGCAGGCUUUCCAUACCAUUCCAACUUGGUCUUUCACCUUUUUUGCACCCUCUAACGCGGCUUUCAACAACACUGGCGCCUACUUUUCGACCUAUGCAGCCACCUUCAAGGGAAAGUGGUGGCUAGGAAACUUGUUCCAGCACCAUUAUAUUCCCAAUACCCAGCUCAAAAGCUCUGCGUUCAAUAGUUCAUACACCCGCAUCCAAACUGGGAGUUUUUUGUAUGUGGGAACGCAGGCACUUAACGGCCAGUUGAUUCUAAAUAACGUCUCCGCGGUCACGAGCGCUGACUUACCGGUCACGAGUGGCCUUGUGCAUAUAAUAGAUCAUAUUCUAGAUCCGUCAGCACAGGUCUUCGAGCCAGAUGUGACUAAGACUAGUCAGAGUUUCAUUCCCGGAAGUUGUUCAAACCCUCUGUUGCCAUAUUGUUGA
This is a messenger RNA of Hyaloscypha bicolor E, 642 nucleotides long. RefSeq names its product FAS1 domain-containing protein. The record is from RefSeq and is a predicted model, not a curated record. Gene Ontology annotation, biological process: extracellular matrix organization; cell adhesion. The transcript has 3 exons. Gene Ontology annotation, molecular function: cell adhesion molecule binding. Gene Ontology annotation, cellular component: extracellular matrix. Lineage: Eukaryota; Fungi; Ascomycota; Leotiomycetes; Helotiales; Hyaloscyphaceae. The coding region runs from base 1 to 642 and encodes 213 amino acids.